AUGCCGAGUUUAGGAUCAAGGAAGAGGGACACUCUACCCAAAAUGGAUAAACAGACAGACGACCUUCCACAGUUGAGCAAUGAGAUGCAGCUGAGCAUCAUGAACAGGGUGAAGAGUGGAGAGCUGUCCAUUGAAGAUGCUCUGAACCAGGCCAGGGAGGGCAGGAAGGAGCUGCUCAAACAGAGGAGCCUGCCUGAAGAGGAACAAGAAUCCUCUCAGUACAACUUCAGUGUCUACAAACAUGGCCGCUACAGGUGGCAGAAGCGGGUUCUUCAGAUUGAUUUCACCACCAAAAUGCUGUGCAGCAUAGAAAGAGGCAUCAUCAAGCGACAACUUCUCUUCUCCAAAGUGAAGAGCUGUGAUGAUGGAGCCGGCACCAGGUUCACCAUCUCCUUUAAAGGUCACCAUGACUAUGAAAUGGAGGCCAACUCAAUGGAGGACAAGCACAAGAUGAUGGAGCUGGUGAGUCGGAUCAUUUAUGGAAACAUAUACAGGCAUCCAGGGGAGGGCAGUGUGCAGAAAAGUCAGCAGCCUCAAGAACCAGAGAGCAUCAGGGAAGGCGUCUUGUUGCUGCACAGGGGCGGCCUGGCAUCGUUCAGAUGGGUGAAGUACGAGGUCAAGCUCCACCCAGGUCAGCUAACUCUGGUCCCUUUAAAGCGUCGAGUCCCUGCUGACGCUGAGGUGACAUCAUGGGUGCCUCGAUCCACCGUCAUCCACCUGUCAGACGGAGACACCAGCGUGCAGAAACCUCCCAGCCCUGACACGUUCACUCUGAUCACACACAAAAAUGAAUACCAGUUCAAGAUUCCUCUACAAGAUCGAACAUCGGCCCCCGGUGCAAUCCAGCGGGAGCGAGAUUCAUGGGUCAAGGCCAUCGACAAACUGUGCAAUGGCUGGAAGAGGAGGUCCAUGGGUGAGCACAUGUUUGUGGCGAAGAACAUCCUAAGGAACAUCAGCAUAACCGAAGAUGCAGAGGAUGGAGAGGAUGGAGAGGAUGCAGAGGAUGCAGAGGACACGGAGACAGAGCUGGAGCCGAGUGGUGGAAGUUUCACUCAUCCUCCAGAUGAUAAUAAAAAUGCAGAUCCUUCUUCAAGUGCUGGGGAUCAUUUAUCAGCAGGGGACACGAGUCAAAGCCGUCCCUCAGCCGAUUAUACAAAGCCGGUUCCUAAACCUCGCAACCCGAUGAAGACUCCAUCUCAACUUAUCGAGCCUGAAAAUUCACCUCCUGUGCCAUCGCCGACCUCUCCUGGUGUCGUCGGCUUAUCUUCGCCCACCCGAACUCCACCCUCGCCUUUACCAACUGUCCCCACAUCACCCUCCGCAGCCCCAGAGUCUCAUGAACCACGCUCUCCAGUUGUAAAAAUCCCUCGACCUUUUUUCAUCCCUGCCCCCCCUCCUUUACCCUUCAAAUUCAAGUUGGACUCAAAGAAGCCCCGCACCAAGGCCUUCCACUGGGACGUGAUGGGCUCAGAUAAGAUUGCAAAAUCAUUUUGGAUACAAGGAGGCGCCAAGAGGGUUGAAAUCGACACGUCUCGCCUAUUUGAGCAAUUUGCUGUUAAAGAUCUGGGAUCGUUUAGCAUGCCUGAGCAGAGCAACACGCAGCAAAUCAUCCUUAAUGCGAAGAUCGCACACAACUUCAACAUUUUCCUCAAAAGUUUCCUGGUGCAGCCGGGAGAGCUGAAGGACAAACUGUUCAUCAUUAAUGAGGAAGAUGGAGGCCUGUCUGAUGAGCACAUCACCUCUCUGAGGAGGUAUGUGCCCACCCUGGAUGAUGUGGAGAAGUACAAAUCCCACAAAGGACCUGUGUCAGAGCUGCAUAUUGUGGACCAGUACAUGAUGGAGAUGUGCAAUAUCCCUCAUCUGAGCACUCAACUGGACCUGCUGCUGACCCUCAGAGAGCUGCCCAACAGCAUGAAUGAACUGCAGCCGCUGAUUAACCAGAAGAUCAGAAUGUGCACGCAGCUGAACAACUGCAGGUCAUUUGUUUCCGUGCUGGAGUACCUCCUCGCCAUUGGCAAUUACCUCAACGACAACGCCAGGAAGGAAAAGGCCAAGGGAUUCCGCCUCUCCUCCUUAACGAAACUUCCACAGCUCCGUGGGAGAGAGAAGGAGUUCACCUUGCUCCAUGCCCUUGUGGAGCAGAUUAUGUUGCAUGAACCUUGCUUGGCCACUUUUACCCAGGAGUUGGCAGAAUUCGAAACUGUCCCAGGAGCCUCCAUCAAAGGCCUGACCGCAGAAAUAGAUGUCCUGAAGAAUGAACUGCAAAAAGUCGUUCAGUACAAAAAGAUUUCCAGGAAGAGAAACACAGGAGUUCUUCACCCUAACUUCACCAAAGACCUGAAGAUGGCAAUUGAGAAAUACAACAUGGAUCUGGCUGCACUGACGAAGACGUGUGAGGAGAUGAAGAAACUCUACUCUGUCAUACUGGUUAAAUUCGGGGAACCGGCGGAUCAGGACUCUCAGGAGCUCUUUGGGUUGAUCUGUCAGUUUGUCCACGACUUCAAGAGGGCCCAUGCUGAAAUUAUAUGAGCUAUGGAGGACAUCCUGGCAACCGCGGAGACUGCAGGGAUGCUUAUUAAACAAAGUGAAGAGAUCCUACCAGCUUAGUCACAGCUCACAGAGAUAGAGAUCAAAGCUAAAAUACAGCUUGCAGUUUUGAAUGCAGUAUUUGAUGUUGAAGAUACGGGGGUUUGGUGAGAAUUGUGAUAUUUUGUGGCUGUUUUUAUUCUCCUCCUGUGUUGUUGUACAGAUAUUUUAUUCUCUAACGGGCUCUGGUUAUGACUCCUUGUAAAGACCUUCUGUAUGAAAUGUAUAGUGAUGUAAACACACCUGAACGACAGGAUGUAACUGUCAUUGUAAAAUAAUGUUGUGACUAUAAACUUGUGCAUAAUUUCA
Notolabrus celidotus (New Zealand spotty) is the source of this 2895-nucleotide messenger RNA. RefSeq names its product formin-like protein 13. Lineage: Eukaryota; Metazoa; Chordata; Actinopteri; Labriformes; Labridae. The transcript has 17 exons. The record is from RefSeq and is a predicted model, not a curated record. Bases 1 to 2529 code for a protein of 842 amino acids.